This is a messenger RNA of Papilio machaon (common yellow swallowtail), 690 nucleotides long. It is a transcript of the gene Vps29, whose product is annotated as vacuolar protein sorting-associated protein 29. Gene Ontology annotation, biological process: intracellular protein transport; retrograde transport, endosome to Golgi. Lineage: Eukaryota; Metazoa; Arthropoda; Insecta; Lepidoptera; Papilionidae. The coding region runs from base 138 to 686 and encodes 182 amino acids. The transcript is spliced from 4 exons. The record is from RefSeq and is a predicted model, not a curated record. Gene Ontology annotation, cellular component: retromer complex; endosome.
GUGGGAGGAUUAAUUAAACAUUAGACACGAAAUCUGAAGUUUUUGAUACUCAAAUCAAUUAGAACUUCAAUUUAUUUAUAUUAAUACAAAACAGUCCUAUAUUAAAUCCUAUAUAUUAAUUCAUUAUUCCAAAUACAAUGUUAGUCUUGGUGCUUGGAGAUCUACACAUUCCGCACAGAUGCAGUAGCCUGCCACCAAAAUUCAAGAAGCUUCUACUGCCAGGCCGCAUACAGCAUAUUCUGUGCACUGGUAACCUGUGCACUAAGGAGUCAUAUGAUUAUUUGAAGACAUUGGCCAGUGAUGUUCAUGUUGUUAGAGGGGAUUUUGAUGAGAAUUCAACAUAUCCAGAACAGAAAGUGAUAACAGUAGGCCAAUUCCGUAUUGGUCUGAUCCAUGGUCACCAGGUGGUUCCAUGGGGGGACGAAGAGUCCUUGGCUCUGGUGCAAAGGCAGCUGGACGUAGACAUCUUGAUAUCGGGCCACACGCACCGCUUUGAAGCAUAUGAGCAUGAGAAUAAGUUUUAUAUCAACCCUGGAUCUGCUACUGGAGCAUACAGUCCACUAUUCAGGAAUCCAACACCAUCUUUUGUACUGAUGGACAUACAGAGUGCCACAGUUGUUACAUAUGUAUAUAAACUAUUAGGUGAUGAGGUUAAAGUUGAGAGAAUUGAAUACAAGAAAGCAUAGUUAU